Protomyces lactucae-debilis is the source of this 1151-nucleotide messenger RNA. RefSeq lists its product as uncharacterized. Bases 225 to 965 code for a protein of 246 amino acids. The transcript has a single exon. Lineage: Eukaryota; Fungi; Ascomycota; Taphrinomycetes; Taphrinales; Protomycetaceae. The record is from RefSeq and is a predicted model, not a curated record.
AGCAAGGCGUUGAUCUCCAGGCGAGAUAGUAGAGUAUUCCAGUGACUAUGCACUCAAUUCUCAAUCUUCCUGCUGAACACACUUGUACCAACUUGACUUGGUCUGUACCUAAAAGUGCUAUCAAUCUGUGCCUGAGAUCUGACGGUUUUGACAGCUGCGAGAUGAGAUUUGAGAUUUGCAAUUACCACACCACAAAAGGCAUGCAAUGAGGGCUCGAACGUGUGAUGGGCCGUCGCAAGCAUGCAGGCCGAGCUGCGAACGAACGCGACAAGACGAGGCAGAGUAUCACAGCGACGGCACUGACGCACGCAUGUGGCGGUUUGCAAAAGACACAAACGACAGCAGAUUACUUGCGCAUUUCAGGCAUUCGAUGGCUCCCACUCGGAUUCUGCACUUAUUUCUCAGACCUUCGCAUUCUCAAUCUCAAAGGAUGUGCAUUGAUACAAUUGCCAUACAAUUUCGACAUGUUGCAGCAGUUGCAGUACCUUGACGUGAGUGGCAAUCCGAAUCUAGCUCUUCCGGCAUCUCUACUGAAGUGCACUAAGCUACAACGUCUCAUCUGCUCUCCUGCCUUACUCGAGACUCCCUCUAGCUGGCACUUGCCCUGGAUAGAUCUAGAGAAGACUGUUCCACGACUAGGAACGCUUUGCUGCAAGAGCAUCUUACUAGAGUGUGAUAUCGACGACCUCGAUUGGCUCAACGUCCAUCUCCGCCAAGAAGCACUCAUGACACCCCUACACGAGCUUAAACGCUGCUAUGAGUGCAAUACGUUAGGUCAUCUGCCCGCUAGUCGAACCCGUAUUGCUACCGUUGCAUUACGACGCGUGCCUCUGCAUUUUUCAGUUUGCUCUUCCAGAUGCUUACAUCAGCUACAAGCGACAAUGCGGCUUGAGGAUGCCUUGAAUGAGGAGAAACGGACGUUGCGACUCACCAAAUUUGGGCCAGGUGGGUUCUCUGCUAGAUGAACUGCGUAUACGCCUGGUGAUUGGUUCGAUGUCCGAGAUGAGACAAUGACGACAGAUCGUAAUUGAAAUGGACUUUGCGUCAACGGGUUGGAGUUGCACCUUCCUAGCCUGCUGAUGGCCUGUUGGACGCUGCAGCUGGUCGAGGACAUUGCUGGCUGACUCGGGGUGUCCGUCACUGUCGCAUUA